CCUCACAUCUCAUUUCUCCUCCUCUUCUUCUUCUUCUUCUUCUUCUCUCUCUCUCUCUCUCUGAGCUUCAAAGCCUUACAGUGACUCGAGAAUGGCCGACGCUUAUUGGAGGUACAGCGAUGGACGGCAGCCCCCGCCGUCGGGGAUGAAUUCCGGCAUGGGAAAGCGUCCGCGUCCGGAUUACGAUUCCCAUAGUGGGCACGACAUGCCUGGUUAUUAUCCCCACGAAGAUGAUAGGGGUUCACUCCGUGGGAUGAGAGAUACAGACUCCAUUAAUGCAUCAUAUGAUCGCUACCUGCGUUCUGCGCAAAUGCCAUCGUAUAGUGGGGGACAGUCUGCUAGAAACAUGAGCGGGGGACUACCUGGUCGUUCAGUUGAUGACCCACGAAUGAUGCAAAUGAUUGAGCCCGGGCCUGUAAAAGAGAGGGUCUUGGGAUUGGGAAGUGGAAGGCCUGAGGUUCCUCUUCCUCCGGGUGCUACCAGUACUCUGUUUGUGGAAGGAUUGCCUGCCAAUUGUACACGACGUGAAGUAGCUCACAUCUUUCGCCCAUUUGUUGGUUACAAAGAAGUGAGACUCGUAAGCAAGGAGUCAAGACAUCCUGGAGGUGAACCACUGGUACUUUGUUUUGUUGAUUUUAUGAGCCCUGCCCAUGCAGCCACUGCUAUGGAUGCCUUGCAAGGUUAUACGUUUGAUGAGCAUGACCGAGACUCGGUCAAUUUAAGGUUGCAAUUUGCUCGCUAUCCUGGUGCGAGGUCAGGUGGUGGGCACCGAGGGAAACGUUGAAUUAUGCGGUCUUUCAGGACUUGCAUUUGGGAGUUUGUGAUAAUGAGGGGCCGUACAACAAACAUCCAGUUUCAAGAAUUUUAGAAGCGCAUAGUUAGGUUCAACUCAAAUUAUGUGGUUCUCGAUUAUCGUGGGGCAAUCGCUAGGGUGGUUUCCUGUUUGUCAUGUAUCAACUAUUUUAUAUGUUUAUUUCAGACUGUUCCGUACUUUAAUUAUGACUGCUUACACCAUGUGCAUUUUGUCAGAUGCUGUAAACAUAAUUUUAGUUAAACGUGUUGAGAUCUCUUUGCCUUUGCACAUCAGGGAUCAGUUUUUAAUAUCUAUUUACUGAUGAAUUUGUGGUA
Molecule: messenger RNA, 1128 nt
Organism: Argentina anserina (silverweed cinquefoil)
Lineage: Eukaryota; Viridiplantae; Streptophyta; Magnoliopsida; Rosales; Rosaceae
Product: RNA-binding protein 1-like
Exons: 7
Coding region: 92-784 (230 amino acids)
Molecular function (GO): RNA binding
Source: RefSeq, a predicted model, not a curated record